Molecule: messenger RNA, 2398 nt
Organism: Odontomachus brunneus
Lineage: Eukaryota; Metazoa; Arthropoda; Insecta; Hymenoptera; Formicidae
Product: solute carrier family 23 member 1
Exons: 13
Coding region: 286-2034 (582 amino acids)
Biological process (GO): transmembrane transport
Cellular component (GO): membrane
Molecular function (GO): transmembrane transporter activity
Source: RefSeq, a predicted model, not a curated record
CCGUCAGCAGAUGAACAAAGACGGCGGGCACAAACGGCGGGUAUAAACGGCUCUUAGCGUUCGUAUCGCAACAGAAAAGUGAUUUAAAGAGAAAUCGCGUGAAUAAUUACAACACGAAUAAUUACAUGUUGAUCGAACGAACGAGGCACUUGUGAACGCGAAUCGGCUUAGUAUUACCACGAUCGGAAAAUUAUGCGUACGAAAGCGUCUGUUUGAACGUGCGGCCUGUCCUUUUGGCAUUUGGUUUCCCGUAUAAAUCGGACGACACGCGCGUUUGCGAAAAUAAUGCCCGCCAAAAUGCCGGGAAACAGGAUACAAAUGUUCGAAAUGAAUACAGACAAUCCGACGCUCACUUCAACGCCACAAGAAGCCGUGGACGAUGCUAGUAAAAAUUCCGGCCUCACUUAUGGCAUUGACGACGUUCCACCGUGGUAUCUGUGUUUAUUCAUGGCAUUGCAGCAUUACUUAACCAUGAUCGGCGCUAUCGUUUCUAUUCCUUUCAUAUUAACACCAGCUCUCUGCAUGGCCGAGGACGAUCCCUCAAGAAGUUAUAUCAUUUCCACGAUGAUUUUCGUCACCGGUUUGGUGACACUUAUCCAAUCCACCAUAGGAUGUAGAUUGCCGUUGGUGCAGGGAGGCACCAUAUCGUUCUUGGUCCCAACUUUGGCGAUACUAAAUCUGCCGCAGUGGCAGUGUCCCGCGCCAGAAAUCCUAAGCCAAAUGUCCCACGAGAACCGCACGGAACUCUGGCAGGUGCGAAUGAGAGAGUUAUCGGGUGCGAUCGCCGUCUCCGCAGUGUUCCAGAUAGUCAUUGGCUUCGGAGGUAUUAUCGGAUAUCUGCUGAAGUUCAUUACUCCAUUAACGAUCGUGCCGACGGUCUCGUUGGUCGGAUUGUCCUUGUUCGAGAACGCAGCGGAUGCUGCGUCCCAGCAUUGGGGUAUCGCAGCAGGAACAAUAAUAAUGCUGACGACGUAUUCGCAAAUAUUGAUCAACGUACCGGUUCCAUUGGUGAUGUAUCGCAAGGGUCGCGGUUUCCAUAUCGUUUGGUUCGAGUUGUUCAAACUGUUCCCGGUUUUGCUAACUAUCAUCGUCAUGUGGAUAAUUUGCGCUAUACUAACGGUGACCGACACGCUUCCAAUCGGCCAUCCCGCCAGGUCUGACAGCAAAUUAAAAAUUAUAAGCGAUUCGCCUUGGUUUCGCGUACCAUAUCCCGGACAAUGGGGUUUACCCACUGUUACAUUGUCCGGCGUGCUCGGUAUGUUGGCGGGUGUAUUAGCGUGCACGGUCGAAUCUGUCAGUUAUUAUCCCACCACCGCAAAGAUGUGUGGAGCACCGCCGCCGCCGGUUCACGCGAUCAAUCGAGGCAUCGGGGUGGAAGGUCUCGGCACGAUGUUGGCCGGACUUUGGGGUAGCGGUAACGGCACAAAUACAUUUGGAGAGAACGUCGGCACGAUAGGGGUUACAAAAGUCGGCAGCCGCAGGGUCAUACAGUGGGCUUGCUUCCUAAUGAUCCUGCAAGGUGUGAUUAGCAAGUUGGGAGCGGUGUUUAUCAUAAUCCCCGAGCCAAUAGUUGGCGGUAUAUUUUGCGUGAUGUUUGGGAUGAUUUGUGCCUUCGGAUUGUCAGCGUUACAAUAUAUAAAUCUCAAUUCGGCAAGAAACUUAUACAUUUUGGGUUUCUCCAUGUUUUUCCCUAUGGUAUUGUCCAAGUGGAUGAUCAAGCAUUCGGACGUGAUUCAAACGGGAAACGAAGUGGUGGACAGUGUUAUCACCGUAUUACUUAGCACCACCAUUUUAGUCGGUGGUAUAUUGGGUUGUUUCUUGGAUAAUAUUGUGCCAGGUACCGCAGAAGAGCGUGGAUUAGUGGCUUGGUCGAAGGAAAUGGAGCUCACCGAUCGCACGACUAACGACAAAACCGAUAGUAAUAUGCAAUAUGUUUGGAAUACUUUUGACUUCCCGUUUGGAAUGAGUUUGCUGAGAAGAUGGAAGUGGACAUCUUACAUGCCGUUUUUACCCACAUAUAAGAAGAAGGCGUAAAUAGACGAAGUCAUAAGUUAUAUCAAUUGUUUAAAGAUAGAUAAACCGAUUAUAUUACGAUAUAACAGCCUUUCUAUCGUGAAAGAAGACAAACGAUAUACUAAUAUAAAAUAUCAUGUGUAUAUAUAUAUAUAUAUAUAUAUAUACAUGAUAUAUAAUAUAUAAAAAAUAUAAACAUUAAAUAUAACAUAUUUAAAUAUAAUAUAUAUAAUAUAACAUAUAAAAAAAUUAUUGUACAAAAGAUUAUAUGUAAUCCGCAAUCAUAAUUUUAAUAAUUACAUCAUAUUUGCUUUGUGUUGUAAUGUUGUGAAUUUUAUAUAUAUGUAUCAGUACAAAGAUUAUAUGCAUGAGAUAGUGAAAUGUA